Molecule: messenger RNA, 414 nt
Organism: Capronia epimyces CBS 606.96
Lineage: Eukaryota; Fungi; Ascomycota; Eurotiomycetes; Chaetothyriales; Herpotrichiellaceae
Exons: 1
Coding region: 1-414 (137 amino acids)
Source: RefSeq, a predicted model, not a curated record
AUGGAUCGCGCCACCUACGAACAAUACACGCAGCUCGUCUGUGCGCGGCGCAUGGAAGAAGCCGCGGAGCGGUUCUACGCCGACGACAUCGAAGUGAUUGAAAACAACGUGACGUACCACGACAAGAAGGGCAUCAUCGCCCUGCGCCGCUUCACCCACGACUGCAUGACCGAGGGCAUCGAGGUGCUCGACUUCUUCCACAGCGAGCAGAACAACACCAUCGCCGCCGAGGUCAUCUACACCUGGGAGGCGCUGAAGGACCUCAACAAGGACGAGUUCGUCGCCGCCGGCUAUCCCGAGGCCUGGCAGCCGCUCAAGAAGGGCGAUGUCGGUCGGUUUCACUGUGUCUUUCGCUAUAUUCUAGACGAGGCCUCCAAGUUUAAGAAGAUCCGCGUCUUCAUCACCACGCCUUGA